AUGCAUGGAUUAAUGAAUGAGGUAACUAAUGAAGAGAGUAAUAGUACAUCAACAACAGUUCCUAAUAAACCAACUGUUGUUAUACGAAAACGAAAACUUCGACAAGUGAAAUCAUUAAUAAAAUCUUCAAUUGACAAAUUAACUAGUGAGACACAACAAGAGCAAAAUACAAAGAAAACAUCAACAAAUACAUCUAUUGAUAAAAGACCGUUUCCUUUUGGACAUUGUCGUGUAUGUACCGAUAAGGCUACUGGUGCUCAUUAUGGCGUGCCAACUUGUGAAGGAUGCAAAGGUUUUUUCAAGCGAAGCAUAUUGAGAAAAGAAAAAUAUCGUUGUUACUUUGGUGAUAAAUGCAUUAUUAAUAGUGACAACCGUAACAGAUGUAAAUCGUGUCGUUUUCAAAAAUGUCUCAAAGAAGGCAUGUCUGUCGAAGGUGUACGAAUGGGUCGAAUACCUAAAUCAGUUAAAGAAAAAGCGUUAGCUGAACAUACAUCAUCUAGUAUAGAAAAUGAAGAUCCAACUCAAUUAUCUCCAUUACCUAUCCCAGCAUUAACUUCAAAUUCAAAUAAUCCAUUAUCAGCAUCAUCUAUAGUCGAUUUACAAAUACCAUCAAUUGAUGAACAUUUAUUUUUUGCUGAUUUAGAUAAUGUACCUAUUGAUAGUCAAUUAAAUUGUCAUACACCUCCACCGUUAACAACAACAACAAGAUCAUUAACAUGUCAAAGAUAUGAAUUACCAGACAAUUUUACGAUUGAUGAAACAAAACAAGAAGAAAUUGAAGAUGAUGAACGUAUUGUUAACUUAGAUCCUCAAGCAUUAACAAAUUAUAUGACAAAUUGUGAAGAAUAUUUUGCUAAUAAUGUUAUUGAACGUAUGAAAAAUAUUGUUCAAAAAAUAGCACAUCCAACAGAUUGUACAGAACUUGAUUACGAAGAAUCAUCGUUUAUUCGACAUCUUCGAUGGAAAAUGUUUGAUUUAAGUAAUACAUAUAAUGGACGAACAAGACAAUUAAUUGAAAGAAUGAAUUGUAUGAUUCGUCUUGAAAUUGAAGAUUUUCCAGGAAAAUCUUCUUCACUUCAUGAUAUUUGGGCUGGUCUGACAGAUGCUAUUCCAUUCCAUGUAAAAAAUCUCAUUACUUUCGCAAGAGAAAUGCCAGCAGUGAAUGAAAUUGAUUCCGAUGACUUUCAUAAAAUAAUGAAUAAUCGUCUAUUUGAUUUUUGGCUUAUUAAACAUGCACCAUUGAUACUCAACAAUGAAUCAUAUAUGAUGUUACCUAAUGGUCUUCAAUAUACACGUCAAUGGAUGAAUACAAUUAUUGGCGAAGAAAUGGUUCAAACAAUGUUUCAAUUUGCUAAUAAAUAUAAUGAAUUAAAUUUAACGCAUGAAGAACAUGCUCUAAUAUUUCCUGCUGUGAUUUGUGUGAAAGAUGAAACACUUCAAGAUCAAGAAACAAUUCGAAACAUACAAUAUUGUUAUCUAUAUGCAUUAUAUAUUCAAAUGUUGACAACACGUACACAAUCGCAAUCAAAAGCAGUAUUCCGUAGUCUUCUUCAGAUAUUUGCUUAUUUACCUUUAUUGAAUGAAUUACAAGAGAAAAAAGUUGGUUCACUUUUUCCACCGAUUAAUACUAAUCAUCGGAAUUUCAGCACGCUUCGUCGUUUCAUGCACGAUGUUCUUUUAUUAGAAAUUCAUGACGUUGAUGAACAGUCAUGA
Molecule: messenger RNA, 1713 nt
Organism: Adineta steineri
Lineage: Eukaryota; Metazoa; Rotifera; Eurotatoria; Adinetida; Adinetidae
Source: the annotation of a GenBank genome assembly